This is a messenger RNA of Sceloporus undulatus (fence lizard), 4079 nucleotides long. RefSeq names its product mitogen-activated protein kinase kinase kinase 14 (gene MAP3K14). Gene Ontology annotation, molecular function: protein kinase activity; ATP binding. The transcript has 16 exons. NCBI's taxonomy places the organism in Eukaryota, Metazoa, Chordata, Lepidosauria, Squamata, Phrynosomatidae. The coding region runs from base 391 to 3201 and encodes 936 amino acids. Gene Ontology annotation, biological process: protein phosphorylation; positive regulation of canonical NF-kappaB signal transduction. The record is from RefSeq and is a predicted model, not a curated record.
GAAGCGCUACUGCAGAGCUUAGAGUUGAGCUGAGCUAAAACCAAAUUAAUACCCGGUUACUUUGCAACUAGCAACAGGGCAUGCGGCAAACUUACCUGCCCAAAGAACAUUUUAGUGUUGGGAACUAGGCGUGGGUGCUCUUUACAGGAAAUGUACUGGCAAGAGGAACAAGCAGAAGCAGAAGACUAGAAUUUGGUGCCAAAUCCGUAAACAGCCUUGGAAGAGUCAAGGACUUCUAGACUCAAGGACAGGUAUAUUGGUUCAUUUCUAAGCUUCACAGUAGAUGCCUAGGUUCACUUCCAAGGCACCUUGUCCUAUCUAGGAUUGCAGUGACAAGAUCUUUCUUUUCUGGCAACCAUUUGGCCUGCUGCACCCUGGUGAAAUUAGGAGAUGGCAGUGAUGGAAAUUGCUUGCCAACACACUCCAGUCCCAGCCAUUGGACACCCUAAGGAGCUUCCUAUGGGUAAAGGGCCACAAGAGGUAGUGAAGGAAAAAAAGAACAGCGUUUGCAAAGCAGAGGAUCCAAACAAACAUAUGUUCCCAGGCCCAUGGAAGAUCCUAAAUGAUGUGAUUGCUAAAGGAACGGCCAAGGAAGAUAGUGGAAAAGGAGGUUUAGCCUCAAUCUCCAUUAUUGCUCAGGCAGAAUGUGAGAUCAGUCAAGAGUUCAGCCCCACCUAUUCGGAGAGAUCAUUUAUUGUUGAUACCAAGCGAUACAACCGAUCUUGCAGCCUUGAUCAGAUCCCCAACAAUGUGGCCCAUGCAACUGAGGGAAAAAUGGCUCCAGCGUGCUGGAAGAACACACACAGAGGCAGGUCCCGGAAGAAACGACGGAAGAAGAGAUCCCACAUUGUGUCAUCCGAGGGAGCAACCUCCGUAACUCAGAAGCCAAGGACUCCAGAGCAGGAGAGCUGUCUGCCAGUUCAGGAGAAUGAUUCAUGCUUGGACACCCCUUUCAGGAGCACCACUUGUUAUUCGGAGCCACAUAAAGAUUUGGACUGUGAUAUCCAUUCCAUAAAGAAGCCCAGCCAUGUAUUACCUGCUCACAAGCUGCACUUGGUGAAGAGCCAAACUAAAUUAGAAUUCCACAAGCUGAUUAGUCCUGCUCAGUGCCUGAGCCAUUUUUGGAAGUCCCAUACUCUAGAUAACUUAGUUCCUCAGUCAGAAACACUACACCCUUUCCCUUUUGACCAGUUCCCUCCUUAUUUUAAUGGCUAUGAUGCCCUGCUUCCUGACUUGAAACUGGGUCCACUGGGGACAUAUCUCUUUGAUGACCUUUCAUGUGUUAGUGGCAAGAGUCGCCUGUCAGAACUGACAUUAGAGCAGAGCUUCUCCAAAUGCACCCAUCAGUCUGUAAAAACCCCACCAGACAAGCUUUCUAUGGACGAGUUUCUGGUGGAUGCCUUAAAGGGAAAUGUAAUUCUUGGAGAACCAAGAAAUUUAGCUUGUUUGGCCAAGACCUGGAAAGGCGGUGGAUUGAGUUCAAAGGUGGACCUUCAAGGGAUGGAUGAAAAUGAAGGUGUACUGCUUAUUGAGAAACUGAAAGCAGUGGACUACGAAUACCGUGAGGACAUUCACUGGACCAAAAGCCAAGGCUUGCUUGGCACAGGAUCUUUUGGGGAAGUGUACAAAAUGGAGGACAAGGAGACAGGCUUUCAGUGUGCAGCCAAAAAGAUGCGACUUGAACACUUCCGUGCAGAGGAAUUAACAUCAUGCACUGGAUUGAUGCAUGCCAAUGUCUUGCCAUUAUACGGAGCAGUCAAAGAAGGCUUCUGGGUUACUAUCUUCAUGAAGCUAAUGGAAGGUGGGUCACUUGGUCAGCUACUUAAGCAGUGUGGUUAUUUGCCAGAGGACAGAGCCCUUGAUUAUCUGAGCCAAACAUUAAAAGGCUUGGAGUACCUUCACACUCACAAUAUCCUUCAUGGAGAUGUAAAAGCUGACAAUGUUCUCUUAUCUGGUGAUGGAAACCAUGCUGUCCUAUGUGAUUUUGGUCAUGCAGCUCACCUUCACCCAGAUGAGAUGGGGAAUUACUUGAUGACAGGGGAAUAUGUUCCUGGCACAGAAACCCACUUAGCCCCUGAAGUGGUGAUGGGAAAACGCUGCGAUGCCAAGGCAGAUGUCUGGAGUAGCUGCUGUAUGAUGCUGCAUUUGCUGAAUGGCUGCCACCCUUGGGUCCAAUAUUACAAUCACCCUCUGUGUCUCAAGAUAGCCAAAGAACCACCUCCCCUGAGAGAAAUCCCCUCCUCCUGUCAUCCAUCCACUGCUCAUGUCAUUAAGUCUGGCCUUGAGAAGGAGCCAGCCAAACGUGCCUCAGCAGAAGAAUUGAGACUGAAGGCCAACACAGCACUUGAGAAUGUGGGAGGCUUGAAGAGUCCUUGGAGAGGUGAAUACAGAGAACCCAGAUGUCUACAGAAGGUGCAAGAAACUAAGUUAUCAGAACCACCAUUGUCAACAUUUGAGCCUCCUGGUAGCAUGAAGCCAUUGGUCAGAAGCCCCAGCCCAUCAUUCCCCUUACAGGUCCUGAUGGAGAGAAACCAAUUUGUCCACCCAAGUGCAUGUAGGGAAUUACUAUGGCCAUCUGACUCCCUUCAGCCUUCUUUCCCAGCUCCUCUCAGCACCAAGAAGGGCAGCUUCAUGGAAUGGAAAACUGCUAACUUAGAACAUGACCUUCAGCAGCUGGAGUUCGAGCUGAUUCUGAACAGUCUCUCUCAGCCCUUCUCUCUGGAGGAGCAGGAACAAAUACUUUCAUAUCUCAGCUUGGACAGCUCCCUCCCAUCAGAUGCCAGUGAGAAGAGUUCAUUGAAAACAUCUCACAGUUUGAAGGAUACCAUGAGUUCAGGAAUACAUUCCUGGAACAGCCAGGCUGAUGGGCAGAGCAACAGCUGGAACAGCUGGAUACAUCGCAGCAAGCAGACAGAUGUGCCCACCUAUUUCAAUGGGGUGAAAAUUGAGAUCCAUUUGCUCAGUGGGGAGAGUCUACAUAUCAGAGAGUUCCGUGGGGUCAAAGUGGGAGAUGUUGCCACUGGAAUCAGCAGCCAGAUCCCAGCUUCUGCUUUUAGUUUCUUUACCAAGGAAGGCCUGCCGGUUUGCUGUGACAUGGAGGUCCCUGACUCAGGCAUCGAGCUUCAGUGUGCUCUGGCCCCUGACUGUAGCUGUGGCUGGACCUGGCGGGUCAAACAUGGUCAAUUAGAGAAAAAGCCAUGAAGGGUGCUGUUUUUAUUCUUCUCCACCAUGUGCAUUAUGAUAGCCUAUGAUAGUUGGUGCACUCCGGAUGUGUUGAAUUAAAACUGUCAUUGUUCCCAGCCAGCAAGGUAAUUGGAUGAUGAGAGUGGUAGUCCAAUACAUCUAGAGGGCACCAGCUUGGAGGAGGCUGCUCUAUGUGAACUAUGCCACCCCCCACCCCCAGUUUGCUGUGUUAUUCAUACAUAGGUCAGUGGUGAAUAUUAUUUAGUAGAACCUAAGUCCUAAACAAGCAUUACUUUCUCUUCACUGUGUCUGAUCCUCUAGCAUUGAAUCCACUGAAGGGCGUGGACAGAGAGCAGAAAUUGAGCCUUUGUGCCUUUAAUUUAUAAAAAUUAACCAACAAAACUAGGAAUAUGAGUGCCUCUGUUUCAGGUGAAUGACUUCCCUCAUUACCCUUCUGUCUUCCAAGAACAUCCUAAAGGUCUGAUUUUUUAAAUCCAUGGUGGCCUAAUAAACUAGUAAUCUUCGAUGUGGUCGUCUUGUAUAGUGGUUAGAGUCUUGGCUUGGAUGUAGGAAACCCAGGUACCAGACCCUCCUUGCCUGUGGAGAGCAUGAAGUGAUGGCCAAAUCACUCUUCCUCAGUUGUCCCAUACUCUUGUGAGGCAAAAAUGUUUCUCUGAGCUCCUUAGAGGGAUGAGUGGGCUCCAAAUGUAGUAAGCAAUAGGUAUCUGACUUCAGGGAAAUUUCCUCAAAAGAAAAGACCACAUUCUGCAGAACUCACAAAUCCAUAUCAGAAGAUAAAUACUAAUAAGGUGCUCUUUAGAUAUCAAAUCUCAGUUGUUAUACUGUUUUUCUUCCUAACUGUGUAGCAGAUAGCUACAAUCAAAAUGUUGCACACA